Messenger RNA from Psylliodes chrysocephalus, 1472 nucleotides. NCBI's taxonomy places the organism in Eukaryota, Metazoa, Arthropoda, Insecta, Coleoptera, Chrysomelidae. The record is from the annotation of a GenBank genome assembly.
GUUUUUUUUUCUUGAAAUUUUUGGAUGUUUUUAAUUUGUGAUAAAAGUUUGUAAAUUCUAAUGUGUUGUCUCGCUUUAAAUGCGUUGUUGGACCAUAUAAAGGGGUAAAUUUUAAAUAUAAAUAGUCGCACAAAUAAUACAUACAAGUGUCAAAUAGAUACCUAUCAUCAGCUGUACGGAAUAACGAGUUCACCUUCGGCGCACGCUCAACCCCACUUUGCCUUCGAGAGAGGGGAUAACAGCUGAGCGCUGAUACAAACUCAAAUUCAAAACAUCAACUUGUCAGUUUACUUCGUACUGCUAAAGGAGGAACGUGGAAUAAUAUGCUAAGCUAGCCGGGUGCAAGGCACUUGAGGACUUAGACAGAUUUUUUCUCCUGAUAAAACACUAGUGACUUGAACUGUUCGUGGGUGUUUGUGCGAUUUCAUUUCAAUAAUUUAUUUUUUUUUUGGAUAUGUUGCCGCAAAACAUGGAUUCUACACGGUCCGAAACACCAUCGCUACUUGGUCAACAAAUGUUUGGUUCGCAAUUGGUUGACAAAAAUUCAGCUACACCCUACUCUGAUGCAACUCAGACUAAGAAAAACAAUCCGAACCACAUCAAGAGGCCAAUGAACGCGUUCAUGGUGUGGUCGCAGAUAGAACGUAGAAAAAUAUGCGAAGUCAGUCCAGACAUGCACAAUGCAGAGAUCUCAAAGAAAUUGGGUCGACGAUGGAAGCAGCUCAACGACGAAGAACGCCAGCCAUUCAUAGAAGAAGCAGAAAGAUUGCGUCAAUUACAUCAAAAAGAAUAUCCGGAUUACAAAUACCGUCCCAGAAAGAAAAGUACCAAACCGGCCCCUAAGACAAACUCCAAAAAGAGCAAGAAAUCCCCCAAGGUGCACAAAAACGACACCAACAAUAAUACAGCCAUAGCAAACGAUAAAAUUUUCGCCAGGCGUAGUGCAGUACCAGAAUCGGUCGCAUCGAAGCUGAAAUUCAGGUUGACGGGUGUCGCUGAACAGAGGCAGAUCAAUAGGCUAGUCGAAACGCAACAGGAUACGUUGAGACAGAGCAUGCCAUUACCUCCGAUGAGCUUCCUAGCUAAAGUACCCUCAAGUCCUUCAUGUGACACUCCCGACUCCCCGGAAAGUGCCACCAUCUACGACGAUACCUGGGUAAAUCACUUCCCAACGGUAAAAGAGGAACCUGAGGAUAGGCUACCGCAUUCCCAGAUAAGCACGGCCACCUUAGACGAUUUAGAUAGGAUUGACGAUUUGCUUCCGAUGGACGGGAUCGACCUGGAGGAAUUAGCGGAUAUCGAAACGAAUUUCGACACGGAUUCAAAUAGUUCCGGUUCGCAUCUAGAUUUCUCCUGCCCAAAAGACAUCCCCAUGUUCUCGAAUAUCGAGAACACAUGGUGCGAAAUUCAGAACGAUGAAUUUUUGUUGUAAGAGACUUUAAGACUGUUUAUGAGAUUUUACUGUGUGGGAG